AUGUUUUUGGAUGGGCGGCGGCGGAGAAAGGCGACAAUAAAAAAAGGAAAGUCAGGGUAUAGAAAUAUUAUCCCAGCACCACUUCCGUCACCACAUAACUCACCUCAAGUACACCCAAAUCCUCAACAUGGUUCUUUACCGCCACCUUUUGGCACUCCACCGGUCUCACCGUUCUCCCAUCCAAUGAACAAUGAUUAUUCAACUCCGCCACUCAUUCUUCCGCCCAUGAUGUCUUCCAUUCCAAAACAACAAGGACCCACCACUUCGGUGUUUUCAGUACCAAUGACCCCCUCCAACGCAAAUAGUGUCAUGCAACAUCAUACUUCCGUAAUUCAUCCUUAUCCACAUCAACAACAUCGUAUUUCUAUCGGUGCCACGGCAGCCGGAAAUGGGAAAAAACCUCUCAGCACCGCGGAUCAACGUGAAAUGGCACGUAAAGUAUCACAUUCGGCGAUAGAAAGACGUCGUCGUGAAAAAAUUAAUGACAAAAUCAUGCAAUUAAAAGAUUUGAUUCCAAGUUGUGCUGAUCAGGAUCAUUUACAUAAAUUGAGCAUCCUCCAAAGUGCUAUUGAAUAUAUUCAAUAUUUACAAGAAUGUGUUGUGGAAUCAAGAAAACGUGAAGGAAAUAAUGGAGAAAACUCGGAAGGACGAACUACCAAAAGAUCAAAAUUUGAUCGUUACGAAAUUCCUAUUUCCAAAAGUAACGACGCUGCCGAUAAUUCAAAGAACAAGAAUGAUUCUAGUAAUGUUAACAAAAGUGAUAAAUCUAAAAAUAAGGAGGAAGUAGGUGUCAAUAAUGAAGGAGCAAAUGCUUUAUUAUUAUUAUCCAUAUCACACACCUCGGCCAAUUCCGAUGAUAAUAAUAACAAUGAUGAUAUAUCAGAUAAAAGAAUACUGGUGACUAGAGAUGUUGAAAAAGAAAAUCACCGUAAGAUCGCCAUCGUGAAAUUAAACCAAUAA
Funneliformis caledonium is the source of this 960-nucleotide messenger RNA. Lineage: Eukaryota; Fungi; Glomeromycota; Glomeromycetes; Glomerales; Glomeraceae. The record is from the annotation of a GenBank genome assembly.